AUGGAGUCUCCACAAAUAAAUAGAAACGAUUCGGAAGAAGGAUGCAGCGCGUCUACUUCGAGUAGUAACCAACUAUUCAUACCUGAGAACUUAGAUCUACCAGACGAUACAUUCCGCAUGAGCUUAGACUAUAUUUCAAUCGGAGAAAACGUCACAAUCGGCGACAGAGAUUCGUCUGUUGAUACAAACAAUUUGAUUAUUGAUACUGCAACCCCAUGUAAUACUCCUUUAAAUUUAGAUGACUCACUCACUCCUUCAAAGGAAAAGUCGAUGCUAAUUCUCGAUACACCAAAACGAGAAGAUACAAAGACAUUAAACAAGCAUAAUUUACUCAAACUGUCAUUAACUAAAAAUUUUGAUGAUAGUUUUGUAAAACCUUCGCCCAUGGCGGAAGUUAUGUCGCCGGCUAAGAUGUUGCAAUUUGAAGUGGAUAUCGCUAACAGCGCAACCCCUACUAUGAAGAGGGCUAUUAUAGAUUUUAAUUUUUUCAAUGACAAUAACUUUGAAGAAUAUUUUAAAGAUGUACCAAAAGCUAAAUUGGAGGAUAAUGAAAAAGAUGCUAAAGACGCUACAGCGUUUCGAGAAAUCCCUGUGAUUGUAAAGACCGACACGGUCCGGCAUGAAAUUGGCUAUGGGACUCCCUUGAGGUAUAAGUUCACACCUGUUCAAGUAUCACAUGAAGACAAAACUGUUCCUUUAGUGAAGACGGUUACUAUA
This is a messenger RNA of Brenthis ino (lesser marbled fritillary), 717 nucleotides long. The record is from the annotation of a GenBank genome assembly. Lineage: Eukaryota; Metazoa; Arthropoda; Insecta; Lepidoptera; Nymphalidae.